Molecule: messenger RNA, 768 nt
Organism: Plasmodium malariae
Lineage: Eukaryota; Apicomplexa; Aconoidasida; Haemosporida; Plasmodiidae
Product: fam-m protein
Exons: 2
Coding region: 1-768 (255 amino acids)
Source: RefSeq, a predicted model, not a curated record
AUGGAACAAAAUAUUAAGCUAAUAUUGCCAGUUAAAAUUAUUGUGUUUAUCCUUUUAACGUGGAUAUAUUAUUUAAACAAAGAUAGAAUAUUUAACAAAAAUUUGAAUGAUAACAUCGAUCUUAAUAAAAAAUUACAUACAAUAAAUUGUCGAUUGCUAGCAAAAUAUAAACAGGAUAAGAAUUACAACGAUGUAGGUUUAAAAAAUAAUAUACAAAAUAAGCGGGAGCACCAAGAAAAAAAUAUAUAUAAUAAUAAGAAAUGGGGGAAGGGAAAGAACAAAGAGUCUAAUAGAAGUUUAUUAAAUAAGGCACAAUACUACACAGAAUUUAUAGAUUACAAUAAUGGAAUGUUUGAUGGAAAACAUUUUCAUUUUGAAAAAAAAUGGAUAAAAAAAAAAGAUUAUGAUAAUUUUCUUGAAAAAAACAGAAGAAUUCGUGAUAUAAGUUUAAAAAAAAUAAAAUUUAGAAAAUACAGAUAUGGAUUUCCUAUGCUUUUUCUUUUUUUCCUUUUGGGAAUAGGAUUACCCAUAUUAUGUGGAUUUGAGCUGCCAGGAGUUUCUUUCAAAACAAUAAUAGAUGACCUAUAUACGAAAAUUAAAACAGGUAUAAAUAGUCUAAUAGAAUUACAAGAUGGACAUAUUUAUCUUAUAUUAUUUUGCAUAUUUAUCGUUAUAUUUUCCAUAAUACUUAUAAUAGCGAUACCUAAGAUCUUAAAGAAUAAUGAAAAAUAUCACAAAAUUAAUUUAAUGAAUAAGGGAUAUGAAUAA